AUGGGGGAUGUCUGGAGAAUGGGUACUCAUAUGGAAAGUGUGAUAAAAGCCUACAAGACUCUUAGUAAAAUCCCAUCCGUAGUAGGGGGAACAUUAAAUGCUAAUGGGAAUAGGAUUAUAUCGAAGUGGUCGGUACGUAAUAUUGACAAAGGCAAAAACACGAGAUAUAUGAUUGAAUAUUUGAUGGAUAAAAACUUAGAUGUGACCAAUACAAGUUACUUUGGAGUGGAUGUUAGUAAUGAAUUGCUUGUUGCGUAUUCACCGAAUGAGAGUUACAAAGCUGUUAUAUCUGAGGAAAAGGAUGAAAAGGAUUAUAAAAAGAAGUUCUUUUUGGAAAUUUGGUCAGAGAAUUGUCUUAGCCGUUCCAUCGACCUCACCGCACUUGACUUACAUGGAGAUGUUUAUGCAGACUCCGAAUUCGGCUGCCUCGAUUGGUCUUCCGAUGAAAAGAAAAUUGUUUAUGUAGCGGAGAAGAAGGCUAAGAAAUCUGAGCCUUACAUUAAACGGAAGCCAAAAGCUGACAAACCUGAUGAUAAAACAGUACCUGGGGAGGAGCAUUUGUAUAAAGAAGAUUGGGGUGAACAAUUGACUUCCAAAAUACAAGGGGUCAUUGUGGUCUGCGAUGUUGAUAGUGAAACAUUCACUGUAUUGGAUAAUCUACCAGAUGAUUGGUGCCCUGGCCAGGUACGGUUCGCUCCUGACGGCAAGAGUGUGGUGGGGGUAGCCUGGGAGGCUGGGCUUAGACGUCUAGGUCUUAUCUAUUGUACUAACCGACCUAGCUACGUAUUCAGUCUUACGCUAGACGGAGUACUAAAAAAGUUAAGCAAAGAGACGUACUCGGUGCGAUCACCGCGAGUGUCACCUCACAGAGUAGUGUGGCUACAGAGGUAUGCUGGGGGACCUCAUCACUCAUGUCAUCAACUCGUGGGACUGACGCACCAACAGAUACAGUCGAUGAAUGAUGAAGUUGAACCAACGAUCAUAACGGAUCUAGUCGAAACUGAGAGGAAAAUAUCCAACGAGUUUUUCUACGGAAUUUUCUGCCAGGCACUACCUUCAAAGUGUUUUGUCAAAAACAAACAAGGAUUGGAAACUGACGACGAAAGAAUUAUAUUCAGCACCCCGCAGCAAAAUGAAAUUAGGAGUUAUAUAGUACAUGUUGACACCGGUUACAUGGUAGAUAUAUCUCACAAAAAGGAUGGCCCAGGGUCUACAACUGUGUUGUGUGUUAGAUCCGAUAUAGUGCUGGCUACGUUUUCAAACUUAAGAACACCAUCGCAGUUAUUCGUCGCAAGACUUCCACUGGCAGGUCAUGAGGCUGGCAUCGAAUGGGUGUCAGUGAGUGAACCACAUACUGUGCCGAGUUCAAUAUCACAAGGGAAAAUACAGUACAUGCACUUGGACCAUAACAACGAUGACAAAGUCUCCAAGUUCACGGCGAUGUACUUCGGUCCGGACCAACAAGGUGUAUAUCCGCUAGUAGUGUGGCCACACGGUGGACCUCACUCCGCCUUCUCAAACACAUACUCCUUAGAAGCUGCCUUCUUCAAUCUCAUCGGAUUCGCUACACUGUUAAUAAACUAUCGCGGUUCAGCCGGCACUGGGAACGCUUCGAUCUGCUAUUUGCCAAGCCGUAUAGGAACAGCUGAUGUGCUCGAUUGCAAGCUGGCUACAGACAAAGCUAUAGACAUGUUCCCAGUGAACGAUAAGAAGCUGUUGCUAUACGGUGGUUCCCAUGGAGGGUUCCUGGUUGCGCAUCUCAGCGGGUUGUUCUAUGACUUCUACCACGCUGCGGUAAUGAGGAAUCCUGUGAUUGACCUCACUUCAAUGUAUCACACUACUGACAUCGCUGAUUGUCACCUAUCUGGGAGAAUGCCAAGAGAUUUCAAAGCUAUGGUCCUAAGAAAUCCAUUGAUAAAUUUUGUCACUAAAAUCCGCUAUGCCGAUAAUCCCGAUGGGUGUGCUAUCGAAGCCGGAUUCGAAUACAUAGAAGGUGGCAUGGAAUUUGAAGAUACCCUCCUAUUACUACAUCGAGCGUCACCAAUAAUACACUCACAUAACGUGAUCAUACCAACGGCGAUCAUGCUCGGUACAAAAGACAAACGGGUUCCGUACUACCAAGGACUGGAGUUUGCGAGGAAAUUGAAAGCCAAAGGCGUACCUACCAGGGUUUUGGUAUAUGAAGACAACCACGCUCUAAGCUCACUGCCAGUUGAAAUGGACAAUCUUAUCAAUGCAGCUGAUUGGUUCAUUAACGCUAUCAAACCAUAG
Messenger RNA from Danaus chrysippus (African queen), 2271 nucleotides. NCBI's taxonomy places the organism in Eukaryota, Metazoa, Arthropoda, Insecta, Lepidoptera, Nymphalidae. The record is from the annotation of a GenBank genome assembly.